Hibiscus syriacus is the source of this 3375-nucleotide messenger RNA. RefSeq names its product homeobox protein LUMINIDEPENDENS-like. The record is from RefSeq and is a predicted model, not a curated record. Gene Ontology annotation, molecular function: DNA binding. Gene Ontology annotation, biological process: vegetative to reproductive phase transition of meristem. NCBI's taxonomy places the organism in Eukaryota, Viridiplantae, Streptophyta, Magnoliopsida, Malvales, Malvaceae. Gene Ontology annotation, cellular component: nucleus.
GGCUGUACCCUUAUUCUAUGCUCUCUUUCUACCUUCUCGAUUCGAUUUUUUCUCUAAAUUGCAAAACCCUAACCCUAAUAAUUCGUUUUGAAACAAAUAAAUAAACAAAUUCUUCUCUUUUAAUUGUUUUCAUUCUCCUAAUUAUUGAUGCUCUGAACUCCAAUGCGAGGUAGGCAUCGAUCCGGUGCGUGGAGCUUAGGCGAUGGACGCGUUGAAGGAGAAUCUGGCGGAGGUAGAGAUUGGGAGCACCGUGGAGUCAAUUCAAAAGUUUAUAGACAUUCAGAGGGAGCUCUUCCACAGCCAGAUCGAUCAGCUUCAGAAUGUUGUUGUUACACAAUGCAAACUCACCAGCGUCAACCCACUCGCCCAAGAAAUGGCAGCUGGUGCUUUGUCAAUAAAAAUUGGGAAACGGCCUAGAGAUUUGCUAAACCCUAAGGCUGUGAAGUAUAUGCAAGCUGUUUUUUCCAUUAAAGAUGCGAUUACUAAGAAAGAAUCCCGAGAGAUUAGUGCCCAAUUUGGCGUUACUGUCACACAGGUGCGUGAUUUUUUUAAUAGCCAACGCACUAGGGUGAGAAAGCAAGUUCGGCUGUCAGGGGAGAAAGCCUUGAGAUUCAAUGCUUGUAAAGAAACAGAAGAAGGGAUACUCCCAACUGGAUCUGAAGCUGUUAUACCAGUUGAGCCAGUUCCCUUAAACUCUGUUGGCCCUGUUAAUUCUGAAGAAGCACCAUCAUGCUCGACACAGGAUGAUUCUCUUACUGGCAUAGACGAGCUGGAUAAACAUUUUGUUGAAAACAUAUUCAGUAAGAUGCAGAAAGAAGAAACUUUUUCCGGGCAGGUGAAACUGAUGGAGUGGAUGUUGCAGAUACAAAAUCCGUCAGUAUUGUAUUGGUUUUUAAGUAAAGGUGGUGUGAUGAUUAUAGCAACAUGGCUGAGUCAAGCAGCUGUUGAAGAACAAACUACUGUUGUCUUGAUCAUCCUCAAGGUUCUUUCACAUCUACCUCUACAAAAAGCUCUCCCCGAACAUAUGUCAGCCGUACUGCAAAGUGUUAACGAGCUGCGUUUGUACAAAUUUUCAGACGUAUCGAACAGGGCAAGGCUUUUGAUAUCACGGUGGAGCAAAAUGUUUGCAAGAAGCCAAACUGCGAAGAAACCAAAUGGCUUGAGGUCCUCUACUGAAACACAGAAUGAGAUGCUACUGAAGCAGAGUAUCAGUGAAAUUAUGGGUGAUAGCUCGUGGCAGUCAAAUGUUUACAAUUCUGAAGGAACUCUUACUACAUCUAAUGUCAGGAAAUUAGAUUCUCCUCAAGUUUUGAAACAGCUACCGGCUUCCACGGAUGACUUUGCAAAGAAGAACCACCUUGGUGUUUCUGGUUCUUAUAGCAGGGAACGUAGGAAGGUUCAGUUAGUGGAACAACCAGGACAAAAAGUGGCUGGCAAAAACUCCCAAACUACAAGAACAGUACCAGUUAGUCAAAGUCGUCCUUUGUCUGCUGAUGAUAUCCAAAAAGCAAAAAUGCGUGCCCUGUAUAUGCAGGGUAAACAUGGGAAAGUUGGUUCCUCUAAUGGGAUGAAUGAAAUGAAGAGUGAAGGUCCGAACAAACCUUCACCUUCUAAGACCAGCUUUUCUCGACCAGUUUCUAAAAUGCCCUCCCAGCCACCUGAAGAACAAAAGAAGUCUGCAAUACUUCCUCCCAAAACUUCUAACAGGCUGGAAAUGACUGUUGAUCCAAAACAGCCUGUGGCUUCAAAGGAAUCUCCAUGGGAGAAAUGCCAAGAGUUCAAAAUCCCAUGGCACAUACCACCAGAAAUAAAAAUCGAUCAACUUUGGAGCGUUGGUACCGGUGAGAGUAGCAAAGAGGUUGACAUGCAGAAAAACAGAAACCGUAGAGAGAGGGAAACAUUCUAUUACACGAACCAGGAGAUACCCUCUAACCCCAAGGACCCAUGGGAUCGAGAAAUGGACCACGAUGACACACUGACCCCAGAAAUCCCAACCGAACAACCACCCGAUACUGACUCCACUGAAACACAGGUCACCCAUGGUGAACAUGUAAAUGGCACAGCAGCUACUUCGAAACCUUCUUCCUCCCAAAUCGGUGGUGCAGCUGCAGCCGAGCCAGAUCUUGAGUUGUUAGGUGUGCUGCUGAAAAACCCAGCUUUGGUUUUUGCCUUAACUUCUGGCCAAGCUGGUAACUUGUCGAGUGAAGAAACUGUGAAGCUGCUAGACAUGAUUAAGGCUGGUGGGGCUGAUGCUGCUAAAAAGGUGGAAGAGAAGGUUGAAGUGUCUCUUCCAUCUCCGACGCCAUCGAGCAAUCCUGGAACGAGUGGAUGGAGACCGGAGGCUGUGGGGAACCCUUUUUCACAACAUAGUCAAAUGGGAAACAGAGUUGCCCAAGCUUCUGUUGGAGUUCGAACGGCUAUUCCUGUUGCCGAACGGCUUCCCGCUACUAGCAUGGUGGCACCACAGCAAGAAGCAAAUGGAAGAUCAUUAGCACAACAGCUUGCAGCAGCCAUGGCACAGUUGUUGCCUCAAACAAAUACGACGAGUACAGAAAAGAUACAUUCCCCUAAUGUUGCUUAUUCACAUCAUGGUCAUUCUUCUAAUUCUCCAGUUAUGCAUUCGCAUACUGAUCCUUCAAUGCGGGUAGAAACCAUGGCACCACAUAUACCUGAAAAAGUGCACUCUUCAUAUUCUUCGUCUCCACUGAUGCCGACGCUGUCACAGCGACAAACACCACACUUACCCUAUCCUCUUCAACGGCAUCCAUAUUCCACUAGACCCCCAGUGGGAAACAUAGUUCCAAUGUCUGAUCCAUGGAGAGGCACACAGAGUUUGGGUUCUAAUUUUCAUUCUCAGGCUCAAAACAAUUAUAAUGCAUCAUCAUCGUUUGGAGGAUCUAUGCAGCCUCAGUCGCGAUCGGGCCUUCCUCCACAGAAAGAAAACGAGUACGUAAGUAAUGAUGGUUUCGAGUCGUGGAGUCCAGAUAAUAGCCCAAACAGGUUUUCAGAGUAUGCAGCGGGACUGAACUACAUGGAACCCAGAAUGAAUUCCGGCUGGAGCUAUGGAGCCGAUAGGCCAUCAUGGCAAGGGAAGUCUCCUGAACGUAGGGACCAGCACAGACAGGGAAAUAGAUGGCGUGACAGAAGAUGAAGAGGCUUGCUGCCGCUGUUGGGUUGGGAAUGUCGGGCUUGUCAUCCACCGUGGGUGUUUUUCCAUAGUGAUAAAAUUCUUAGGCGGUUGUAUAGGUGGAAAAUGGAAGCCAAUUGGACAAACGGGACGUCAUUGUAUGCUGGACAUUACAAAUGCAAUUGCACCUUUCUGGCUCUUCUCCAUUUGAUAAGCAACAUGAAAAAAUAAAAAGGAAGAAAAAAAAA